CUGUAAACAGUCAGCGGAUCGUGAGUCUCCAUUUUCAACAACAGAGGCUGGUCAAAAUAGGAGAGCAGCGACAUGGGGUCUGUCCUCGGACUCUGUUCCAUGGCAAGCUGGAUUCCUUGCCUGUGUGGCAGUGCGCCCUGCCUGCUGUGCCGAUGCUGUCCUAGUGGAAACAACUCCACGGUCACUCGGCUCAUCUAUGCCUUCUUCCUCCUGCUGGGGGUCGGCGUGGCCUGUAUAAUGCUGAUGCCCGGGAUGGAAGGACAGUUAAAGAAGAUUCCUGGAUUUUGCGAAGGAGGCAUGGGGACAUCCCUUCCGGGCGUUCACGGUCACGUGAACUGUGAUGUGCUCGUCGGCUACAAGGCGGUCUAUAGGGUGUGUUUCGGCAUGGCCAUGUUCUUCCUGCUCUUCUCUCUGCUGAUGAUCAAGGUGAAGAGCAGUCAAGAUCCGCGCGCCGCCGUCCAUAACGGGUUCUGGUUCUUUAAGUUUGCAGCUGCUACAGCCAUCACUGUUGGUGCCUUUUUCAUUCCUGAAGGACCCUUUACUACUGUGUGGUUUUAUGUUGGAAUGGCUGGAGCUUUCUGCUUCAUCCUGAUCCAGCUGGUCCUGCUCAUUGACUUUGCCCACUCCUGGAAUGAGUCGUGGGUAGAAAAGAUGGAGGAGGGGAACUCCAGGUGCUGGUAUGCGGCUCUUCUUUCAGCUACAACUCUGAACUACAUUCUUUCUCUGGUUUCCUUGAUCCUGUUCUACGUCUACUACACCCACUCUGAUGGGUGUACCGAGAACAAAGCCUUCAUCAGUGUGAACAUGCUGCUUUGCCUUGGUGCCUCUGUGAUGUCUAUCCUUCCCAAAAUUCAGGAAUCCCAGCCCAGAUCUGGUCUGCUGCAGUCUUCUAUUGUCACUCUUUACACGAUGUACUUGACUUGGUCGGCCAUGACCAAUGAGCCAGACAGAAGGUGCAAUCCUAGCUUGCUAAGUAUAAUUGGCUACAACAGCACUGGACCUGCAAGCCAGGGUCAGGUGGUUCAGUGGUGGGAUGCUCAGGGAAUUGUUGGACUCAUACUCUUCCUCCUGUGUGUUCUUUAUUCUAGCAUUCGGAACUCGUCAAACAGCCAGGUGAACAGGCUCACUCUGACCAGCGACGAGUCGGCCCUCAUAGAGGAAGCGGGCAGCCGCGCCGAGAGCUUCGAGGAAGGAGAGGGCGUGCACCGGGCAGUGGACAACGAGCAAGACGGGGUCACCUACAGCUACUCCUUCUUCCAUUUCAUGCUUUUCUUGGCUUCUCUUUACAUCAUGAUGACUCUUACCAACUGGUAUAGUCCUGAUGCAACCUAUGAAAAAAUGACAAGCAAGUGGCCAUCAGUGUGGGUGAAGAUCUCGUCGAGCUGGAUCUGCAUUGCCCUCUACGUUUGGACUCUGGUCGCACCGCUGGUUCUCACAAACCGCGAUUUUGAUUGAGCACGAAGUACUGAAGGCCUAAUGUAUUAAUCACGCUGAUGCAGUCUUGUGACUAAGGGAAGUCACGCAUCUCAACGUGAAUUGUAAAUACGUUUGUCCCUGUGGUUUAUGCUGUUUCGCUGCAUGCAAGAAUAGCUAUGAGUCCCACGUGUAGCAUUUUACGACAGUUAGCAUUUAGUGUUUAGCGACUGAACAUACCAUGGAGGAGUUUCAGAAAGAAAAGAGGAAGGUGUUUGCAGAUAUGCAGUAGUAAAUGGAAGGGUCUUGUGAUUCAGAAAUGUGAUUUGAGUCCUUUCAGAGGAUAAGGCACAGGGACAGUGGACUGCUUCCUGGUUAUUACGCAAUGGAACUGAAAAGAGGAAGAAUAACCCCCAGCCAGGUACAAAAUAAAGGAUUUGAAAUGCAUUUUGUAAACAGAAUGAGCUGUGGCUGCUAUUGACAACUUGCUUAUUGUCAUGUUACCUUUCUCAAUAUCUAAAUGUUUUCUCAUGCAUUUGUUCCCAAUGCAAUUUUGCUGAAGACAUAAGGAAUUAGAAAAGUGUGUGUAGUUCCACUUUUUGUUUAAAGCUUGUAUGUCCAGGUAAAGAUAACCUUGCAAUUUUAAUAGUUGCAUGCUGCUUUGACUUUUCCACUAGUAACUAACUUCUUUGAAGUUUGAUUUUCACGUGUGUAUUUCUGACAUGAUCAUGUUUGUUUUAUUUGUAAAACAUUGAAUUUACUUUCAAUAAUACAUUAGAAAUGUGAAUAUAUUUUGUUAAAUAAGGUGUCUGAGGCAUGACCUGUUGUAGCCUGUCUCACAGGUUUCAAAAUGGUCCUAAAGUACUGACAGAUUAUAAUUUUUCUUCCAUAUAACAUUUUGUUGUGUAAACUAGACUAUAAAACAUGUUGCAGUGAGUGUAGGGAGUUAUUGAAAUAUUUUUACUUUGUGUUAAGUGUCAAUUAGUGCUUUGCUGACAGGUACCUGUAAAAGCUAUAAUUUUGAGAAAGCAGGUGAGAGGCGCAUUGUGAAUCUUGUGGUCGCACUUUAUGAGAAAGAAUGGAUGUUGCUUCUUGCCUUUCUUUUACAUGUAAGUGUAUUGUAACAUUUUGUGAUUAAAUUCCUUUUAAGGCAAA
Molecule: messenger RNA, 2568 nt
Organism: Lepisosteus oculatus (spotted gar)
Lineage: Eukaryota; Metazoa; Chordata; Actinopteri; Semionotiformes; Lepisosteidae
Gene: serinc1
Product: serine incorporator 1
Cellular component (GO): membrane
Source: RefSeq, a predicted model, not a curated record